CACCGCUGCGUUGUGCGCGCGUCAAUAUCUGUAAAGCACCUCCUUCUUUCGCUGAAGAAGUCUCAUCUCCUCAGAUCAGCAGUUGCUCCCUCACAGGAGAGACAGCAUCAGCUCCUCAAACAAGCAGUUGGUCCCUUACCGGAGAGCACAGCACACCUCCUCAAACAAGCAGUUAGUCCCUCACUGACGAGGAUAAGAGCGGCGGAAGAUCGGCGCCAGCAGUGAACACGGUUUUACAGGUUCAACAGUUCUGAACCACAUGAGAAAACGCUAUGAGACACCUUGAGAACAAAUAAAAAUUGCUUUUGUGGAAAAGAAUCUUAUAUUGGACAAUCCUUUGCCUCCUCGCCUCCCUGGAGUUUAAUUGCAAAACCCAGCAAGACUUCCUCAAAUCAACCAACACACUUUUAAAGAGAAACUGCAGCAAGCCAGAAAUAAAUAACAGUCUGUUUGCUCUCAGCUGACUAAUGGCGAUGCAUAGCGCUUAUCUUAACAACACCUCUAAGGCUUCACUUUGGGACGAGGAUGAUUGUGCGCCAUCCCUCAGCAGCACCACUUUUCUCAUCGUGGCCUACAGCGCAAUGCUAGCGGUGGGCUUGGUGGGCAACACUUGUUUGGUUUUGGUUAUCACACGACAGAAAGAGAUGCGUAACGUGACCAACAUCUUCAUCGUGAACCUCUCGUGCUCUGAUAUCCUGGUUUGCCUCGUGUGUUUACCGGUCACCAUUAUCUACACGCUUAUGGAUCGAUGGAUUUUGGGCGAAACUUUGUGCAAGGUGACGCCGUUCGUCCAGUGUACGUCUGUGACGGUUUCCAUCCUCUCGAUGGUUCUCAUCGCCCUGGAGAGACAUCAACUCAUCAUCCACCCGACCGGAUGGAAACCAGUCGUCAGACACUCUUACCUGGCCGUAGCGCUUAUCUGGAUAGUGGCGAGUUUUAUCUCCCUUCCUUUUCUUUCGUUUCAAAUCCUCACGAUAUCUCCCCUGCACAACCUCAGCCUACCGUUCAACCCCUUCAGCAAUCAAUUCAUCUGUAUCGAGCAAUGGCCGACGGGAGGUUAUCGGCUAGUUUAUACCACCUCGCUACUGCUGUUCCAAUACUGCCUACCGUUGGCACUCAUUGUAGUCUGUUACUUCCGAAUAUUCCUGCGCCUGAGUCGGCGCAAAGACAUUGUUGAAAGGACCCGAGGUGAACGGCAGAAAAAGGCCAAAGGUUCGAAGCGAAUCAACGCCAUGUUAGCCUCAAUCGUAGCGGCGUUCACGCUGUGCUGGUUGCCGCUAAAUGUCUUCAAUACAGUUUUCGAUUGGAACCACGAGGCAAUGCCGACGUGCCAGCAUGACACUAUUUUCUCAGCUUGCCACCUCACUGCCAUGGCGUCGACGUGCGUUAACCCUGUGAUCUACGGAUUUUUGAACAAUAACUUUCAGAAGGAGCUAAAAUCAUUGCUUUACCGAUGUCGCUGCUGCGGGUCGCCCGAGAGUUACGAAAGCUUUCCUCUGUCCACUGUCAGCACAGGCGCUACAAAGGGGUCUAUCCUUAGCAAUGGCUCUGUUUGUAUCAACACCUAUCAACCACACAAGAAAAACAGUUUCGAACAGAAAGAGAUUGUUUAAACAGUGCUGAAUAGACUAUAAUGCAAUGUAUAUAUGACAGCAGCAUCACGCUUCAAAAGACUGAAUCCCAAUUUGGAGCAAAGAAGUCCUUAAACCCAUUAAAGACAAGUUUAGUCUGACCGGGCUUUGCCGAAGAGGACCAAUUUCCAAUGAACCUUUCUGUAAAUGUAUAUUAUUGACUGUGAUGAAUAUUCAACUUGUUGGCCUAUGUCGGUAAGUAUUCUCAGUAUUGAUGCACAGAGUGAUUCUUCAUGAGAUAUGUUGAAAUAUGUACAAAGUAGUUAAAGGUCUUCUAUUGUUAUCUUUGUUCAGAUUAGGCCUGUGUAAAAAUAUGAGACAUAGUGGUAGCAACAAAAAUUGACUGUUGUGGUUUACUAUUAAGGUACGGGCAGAACUAGCACUGUGUGUAUAAUAUGUAGUUUUAUAAUACAGUUACAUUUAUAAUGUAGUUAACUGAACCUGGUUUGUAUAAGUUUUACGUUCUUGCAACAUUUCAAACUAAUAUGUAAUGCUAUGCUACGUAAUUUAUCCUGAAUGUUAAAGCUGCAAUCUGUAACUUUUGCCCCACAAAAUUGCAGGUUGCUUUACAUCACGGCCUGGUCAACUGGCGGCCCUAAUUUAAAAUCAGCGUGGUUACUUUAAAGGCGCCUUUCCAGUGUACAUGACAAAUGACAUCCAAAAAACCGUAAAGGGUGAUGCGUGAGUUGAUCCAAAAUGAGCAGUUGUCUGUGGUCACCCGCGGUUACCCAAUGUUACGAGUCAUCGAAAAAUAUUUUUUAUGAUAUUCCGGUUGCGGUCGGUCCGGUUGUUUGAAAUAAAGAUGCCAAUUAACUAUUUUAAACAAUUACUACUUUAAAAAAAAUGCGGGCCAGGAAGCGGGUCGGGUACAAUAUCUUUUUUUUUUGCGGUCCGAGUUGCGGGCAGGUUAGUUGAAAACGUUGGUCGGAUGUGGGUUGUUUAUACAUUGACCCGCACAUCACUGAUGCCAACCCUCUGCAGGUGCGUAAUUUUGCUUUGGAUGCAUACAAAAAAACAAACUUGUGCGACAACACCACCUGUGACACACAGACAGAAAGUAAUGUAUUUUUGUAACACUGUGCAAGGUAAAAAUGAUUAAUCCUUUUUUGUUUAACUUUAUCAGUAACAUUUGAUACUUAAAGGAACAGUAUGUAAGAAAUGUGUAUUAAUUAAUCAUAAAAUGGCCCUGAUAUGUCACUAGACAUUAAGAAAUCAUUUUCAUUUCAAAUACUUAUAUCACUCACAACAGUGGUCUGGCCAGGAUAUAGUCAUUUAAAAAGUGGAGUUGCAGCCCUCAACUGAUGUUUAUGUUGUCAUGUUGUGUAUUGGCCACCAGUUGUGUGAUUGCAGUACCAGUUUUAGCCACAAGUUUUGUGAUUGCAAUACCAGUUAUGGCCACAAUCCUACAUACUGUUCCUUUAAUGAUAAAUUAUUAAAUAUAUUCAGCCCACCUCACGCAACCCCUUUGCGACUCUCCAUUGGAAAUGAAUGACUUCCGGCUUAUCGGCCGUAGUUUGUCGUGUGCAGUGGAAAGGCGGCUUAACCCUAACGUCAGGUGACAUAUAAAAAAAUAAAUCAGAAAAAAUUGUAUAAACCAAUAUAUAAAGUGACAUUCUAAAACAAGCACCAAAUCUAACCCUAAACCGAAGCGACAAUGGUUUAAAAAUAGGAAAAAGCAGUUGACUAACCAAUACGUGAUAAUCACACAAAAACAGGAAUUCGUUAUACGAUUACGAAAAAAAACGGAAAUUCGUGAUGUUUUCACGAAAAAGAAUCAAAAAAUUACGUGACUAAAUCAUGAAACCUCGUGAGACUGGGUAGAUAUAUUCGUAGAUUAAAGGCUCUUGCACUGGAAUGAGCUUAUCUCCUAUGUUGACACAGAUUUAUGAUUAAACUGAAAUGUCAUUACGACUGCCAAUAGGGGGCGAACUCUGACAGUCGUGUCUGAAUGUCGUAUACAGUGGAAGGGCGGUUUAGCUUACAUAUCUUUAAAAUAUUAAAAAAGAAAACAUAAAGUGCAAUUUUAGUCAAUAGGAGAAGACUAACUAUAUGUUGUGAAUACUUGAAAUGUAACAAUUUAUAAAAGUUAAACAGCUAUUAAAGGAACAGUAUGUAAGAAAUUUUUAUCAAUUAAUCAUAAAAUGGCCCUGAUAUGUCACUAGAUAUUAAGAAAUCAUUUUCAUUUUAAAUACUUAUAUCACUGACAACAGUGGUCUGGCCAGGAUAUUGUCAUUUAAAAAGUGGAGUUGCAGCCCUCAACUGAUGUUUAUGUUGUCAUUUUGUGUAUUGGCCACCAGUUGUGAGAUUGCAGUACAAGUUUUAGCCACAACUUUCGUGAUUGCAAUACCAGUUUUGGCCACAAUCCUACAUACUGUUCCUUUAACAAAAGGGGCGGUUUCCCGGACAGGGAUUAGACUAGUCCUAGACUAAAAUAAAUGUAAGAGCUGUCCAAACUGAAAACAACUUGCACUGACAUAUCUUUAAAUACAUCAGUGACCUUUGUUUUGCCUCAAAAUGCAAUGAUAUGUUUUUAGUAAGGCAUGUCUUUUUUUUAAACUAGUUAUAUUUCCUAAUUAAACUAAGGUCUAGUCUAAUCCCUGUCUGGGAAACCACCCCAAGACGUUUAAGAGUUCUGCAUUACAGUUAGUGGUAUAAAUAAUACAUAUAAUAGGUAAAAUUAAAAAAAAUGUAUAAAAGGUAAAAAUAGGGGUAAAAAUUUGGCCCGCAUCAUAUUUACAUUUUUAAAAUCUUGCCCUCGAAGUAGAGUAGUUGAAGACCCCUGCUUUACAUACUUAAGCUUGGAGGAUAGUACGU
This is a messenger RNA of Misgurnus anguillicaudatus (oriental weatherfish), 4445 nucleotides long. It is a transcript of the gene npy8br, whose product is annotated as neuropeptide Y receptor Y8b. Lineage: Eukaryota; Metazoa; Chordata; Actinopteri; Cypriniformes; Cobitidae. Gene Ontology annotation, biological process: G protein-coupled receptor signaling pathway. The record is from RefSeq and is a predicted model, not a curated record. Gene Ontology annotation, molecular function: neuropeptide binding; neuropeptide Y receptor activity. Gene Ontology annotation, cellular component: plasma membrane; neuron projection.